UGAAGUCUUUGCCCGGAAGUGUUCCCCUGAGUUCCGGCUGCUGUAACAAGCAGUCAACGGGACGAAAACUGCGGUUCUGUUCUGUUUAUCAGGGCUUCGUGUGUAAUGGCAGCCCAAAUGAAAGACAAAGAAGCCUACCAAAGACUAAACUAUCUGUACCAGGCUGCACAUUGUGUUCUUUCGCAAAACCCGGAAAAUGUGGAGCUGGCGCGUUUCUACUGCUUCACACAGAAGACCAUUGCGAGACGAUUAGUCCUCCGGCAGGAUCCGUCAGUGAAGAGAACAUUAUGCAAGAAGUGCUGCUCGUUGCUCAUCCCAGGUGUCACGGCUACGACAAGACAGCGAAGGAAAAAAAACAAGACUCGCUUCACGGUCAUGAGGUGCCUCAGCUGUGGGCAGAGCAAGACAUUACUGAAUAAUCCAGAUUAUAGUUUGUGGGUGGACCGUCCCGAGGCUCAGAUGGAGCAACAGAAGCAGCCAGAUCCUUCUCGUAAGAAUCAGCCGAAAGACAAAAAGUGUGGUGGUUCAGCUCCUUCUUCUAAACCUGCCGCUGCCCCGAGCAGCACCAGCACCUAGCAGCAGUUCCCCUCUUCUCACUGUGAAAUAUGAAGGACUGAUAUUUAUCCUUUUUGUUUUUUAGCUUUAUUGUGUUGCAUAUCUUCAGUAUCUGAGGAGGUGGUCUGAUCAUUUUUGAAUGCAGACUUUUCACUUCUGUACUUUUAUUAAUUUAUUGAUUCAGUGAGAUUUUGGCCUCUGAGAGAUAAUUUUUUGUUUUUCUCUUUAAGUUCUUCCGUUUGUCGCCAUGUUAUUUUUGGUGCUACCAGCAGAUGGCAGCAUUUGUGUGAUGGAGUUAAAGGAAGAACAUGUUGGUGGGGGUGUCAUGGGUUUUUAAAGGAGAACUUCAUUGAUACCAAUAGUUUUAUUAAAAACUGCCAACAACAAUGGAAAA
Acanthopagrus latus (yellowfin seabream) is the source of this 949-nucleotide messenger RNA. RefSeq names its product ribonuclease P 21 subunit (gene rpp21). Gene Ontology annotation, cellular component: nucleolar ribonuclease P complex. The transcript has 5 exons. Bases 106 to 576 code for a protein of 156 amino acids. Gene Ontology annotation, biological process: tRNA processing. The record is from RefSeq and is a predicted model, not a curated record. Lineage: Eukaryota; Metazoa; Chordata; Actinopteri; Spariformes; Sparidae.